This is a messenger RNA of Batrachochytrium dendrobatidis JAM81, 3243 nucleotides long. RefSeq lists its product as uncharacterized. Bases 1 to 3243 code for a protein of 1080 amino acids. The record is from RefSeq and is a predicted model, not a curated record. Gene Ontology annotation, molecular function: protein binding. The transcript has 20 exons. Lineage: Eukaryota; Fungi; Chytridiomycota; Chytridiomycetes; Rhizophydiales.
AUGGUCGGAUUCGAUGGUCUUUUACAAUUGGAGACUCUCAAUUUAGCCAAUAAUCUAAUUGUCAAAGUGGAAGGGCUGCGUAAUUUAAAAUAUCUACAAAAGUUAAACUUGUCUUUUAACAACAUAGAUGAUAUCUCUGGGUUUGUAGACCUUCAUGGAGAUUCAAAUUCGCUCAAAAUAGUAGAUCUAAAAGGAAACGUUUUGACAGAUCUGGACCAAUUAAGGUUUCUUGCAGGUUGUACGAAACUCGUUGAUCUUACUAUCAUUGGACCAGGAAAAGCCCCAAAAGUAAAUCCUAUGUGCGUGAUGGAAUCAUAUCGACCAUGGACCGUGUUCAAGCUUAUCCCACAAAUUCGAAUACUGAAUGGCCGAGAUAUUCAUGGAAACGAAGCUAAUUAUUGUCAACCCCCUGUGCAGAUCCCACAUAUACAAGGUGAACCUGAACAAGAAGCCAAACAGUACAAACCAGCACUGUCACGCAAUAAUGUCUCGGAUAUUCAUAUAUUGCAAAAUACAGUAUAUAAACCUCUGCAGAAUAUUCUUUCCAAAGUUUCAAAAAUGGAAAGUCAAUUAGCAGACUCUAUAUCCAAACCACAGAUGGCCACCAAUGAUAUACCAGUUGACUCAACUUUGCCUAUUCCCCCCUUUAAAAGUAAUCAGCAGGAAAACAUUGAAGAAAGACUCCAAUCACUGGAAUGUCAUAUUAGCAAACUAACUGCUUAUCCGGCAUCUGAGCAAGUUAAACAUCACAAUUCUAAAUCUGUCGACUCUUCUGGCUCCGAGAAAAAUCAUGACUUGCUGAAUGGUGAGAGAUUAUCAGCAAUAGAGGAACAGAUUUCAAAACUAUCGGAACCAAUAUCUUUAUUCUUAAACAGCGCGUCAUUAAAGUCUGAUUACUCUAAAACAUCAUUACCUGAAAACCAAAAAAGUCCAGAUCGCACAAAUUCUAAUCUAUUAUAUCAGAUUAAAGUUGCUCCAGGAAUAAAAACCAGUGAACUAGAUGUACCAGUACCAGCACGAAACAGAUUAGUUGAGAUUCACGCACCAGUGGAUUGUAAUACUAUGGAGGGCGGCAAUGUCUUGACGGUUCCUAUGAGGGUACCCUCCAUGCAGGAUCCGAAAAACAUGUCUUUAGUAUGGAUAUCUGAUGGUUCAUCAAAAAUGUUACCACAGCGCGAUCAUUCUGCCAACUCUACCAGCGCUAAAAACAAUAUGCAAAAUUAUGCUUCCUGUUUGGAAAAUGGUUAUAGUGACUAUGGGAAACCUAGUCAUGCAAAACAGAUGAAACCGGCUCAGCGGCUUUUUUCAAAUAGCAAGCAAGUAGAUACAUUAGCUACAGCAAACUCUGAGCUUAUAUCUGCACUUGAAAAAGAGAAACAACGACUUUGCGACAAUGAGCAACUGUAUAUAGAAAAAAUCAAAACUUUGGUUGACCAGCUUCAGCAAGAAAAGGCAAUCUCUAAACUUGUUGGGCCAUUAAAUGGACAGCUUAAAGCAAUGAAAGCUCAUAUUGAGAAGCAUUCAAAUGAGAGCAGUAUAAGGGAACAGCUUCUGUUGUCUCAAAACGCAAUCAAUCAGAAGCUGAUUGAAGAAACUGAAAAAUUAAAAGCCCAAGCUAAUGAGACCAAUAUACAACUGACUGAAAAGAUACAAGAGGUGUUGGCUUUAAAAAAUACACAUGAGUCUAUAAAAAUGCAACUAACUUUCACAACUCUUGAACUCGAGCAGUCACAGAAAAGGUUGCAUGAUGCCGAAACUAGCACUGCAAAACUGAAUGCUCAAAUUGAAGGGUACAAGACAGAUCAACAUAAAAUCGCCAGUAAACUACUAAAAGAUCGUGAACAAUACAAAAUAAGAGCUGCCGAGAGUAAAAAGGAAACAAACGUGCUUAAACAAACUAUAGAAAAACUAUCUUCUGAACUUGGGAACAGUAUAGAAUGUUUAUCGUUGCGAGAAUCCGAUUAUCAAAUGCGCAUAGAAUCAAUUCAAAGUACGCAUGCAUUGAAUAUAAACGAAGCUGUUAACCAAACAACCGCACACUUGACUCAUCGUCAUCAAGCUGUGGUAAGCACACUGCAGACCUCUCUUCAGCAAACCCGGCAGGCAUACCAAGAUUUAGAGCAAGAAUUUCGUUUGGCAGUAAAGGAGCAAGAUACUCGAUCUGCAUACUUGCAGAAAAUGCUUGAAACUUCCAAAGAAAAUAUUGAAAAACUAGAACAAGCUACUAUUUUAAAAGAAAAGGAGCUGACGGAUAUGAUUAGAGAGCUAUCUGGUGUUAUCAAAAGUCAACAAAUCAAAGCGUUGUCUCUUGAGAAACGCGCUCAGGUUGCAGAGGAGAAGGAGCAAGAGCUUGAAGAGAUACUAAAAGAGUUGCAUGCAACUCGAGUCGAUCGAGAUCGCUUACUACAGCAAAUAUCUUUUUCUGAGGCAGAACUAAAAGCCUGCCAGACUGUGUGUGACAAUGCUCAAGAAAAUUCUAGAAAAUUAGCUGAUCAAUUGAAAUCUCAGUCUACUGAGCAUGCAAAGCAAAUUUCACAGAUAGAUUGCUUUCAAACAUCGCUUCAAGAACAGUGUACCAAGCUGAAAGAACAAACAGCCUACCUUGAUCAAGCUGUUCGGGUGAAAUCAAAGAUGUUGGAUGACCAAAAUGAAACAAUAAGGAUUUUGAAACAAAAUCUGGAAAAUAAGGCUCGCGAUCACCAGUCACUAGUAACAAAAUUUGAAGACUGUCAAGAGGAGUUGGCAGAACUCCGUCAUAUUGAUGCAGAAUCUGUUGCUGAUUUGAAAGCAGAGAUUCAAAGAUUAGAGAAAAGCAGAGAAAAAUAUCAGUUAGCAGCACACGACUAUCGUAACGAUCGAGAUGAAAUUGCUCGAGCUCUUGAAGAAAUGCGUGAAACCCUCAACAGUCGCAAUCAAAGUAUUGAAAUGAUUGAACAAGAGGUGGGUCGAGUAAAAGAACACUUUAAACUCAAAGAGAAUCGAGUACGAGCUGAAAAGGAAAAACAGCUUCAAAACAUCCAGAUCGUUGCCGAGUCAAAUACUAGAAAAUUGAAAGAAUAUGAACAGGAGCGAUCUGGCAUGAUCAACACCAUCGCUGACCUUCGUAGUGAGCUUGAUAACACGAAUUCACGAUGUGCUACACAAGAAUCGGAUAUCAAAAUACUCCUUUCUGAACUGGACUCAUGCAAGCGUAAAACGAAUGAUAAGAUAUCUCGUCUCAAAGCAGCUUUAAACGAAGCAUAA